UCUGUUGCAGCAUAGUCGCAGGCUAGCCGAUCGCCGUACGAUUUAUUCGUUGUCCGCAACGACCUUGUACCGAUCGCGCCAUCUUCUUGUGGCGUUCUGUUUCCGCCGCGUUCACGGCACCGCCUUGAACCGCGUUCUUCGGGUCCACAGCACCGCGGCUUCUUCUGUGUGCAUUCCGCGUCGCGACAUUCGAGUCGACUCGUUAGUCACUUCAGCGCAUUCCGCGCCGUCGUAGCUCCGACAUUCCGAUAUGGUGGAUAACGACGCCUACGGCGGCGGCGACGACGGCGACGCCCGUCGCACUCACGACGCGUCGCUGCCGAACGACGACGUCGCUGGCGACGCCACUGGCGAUACCAAUCCUGGCGACGACGACACUCCCGAUGACCGCGCGUCGCAGCUGAACAUGUACCUGUCGGACGAAGGCGACGUGCUGGACCUCACUGGUAACCAGCUCAAGGACCUCGCCGGCAUCCCGCUACCACCCACUCUCACCGAUCUGGACCUCACCACCAACCGCCUCGCUGCGCUGGACCCCCGGAUCGGCGGCCUCGAGCGGCUGGAGAAGAUCUCAUUUCGGCAAAACCUUUUAACGGAUGCGGCUGUAGCGGGUUUGAAAGAGCUGACUCGGCUGACGUUACUCAAAGACCUCGUCCUGCGAGAUAACCUUCUCAAGAAGGUCCCGUGCGUCUCGUCCCUGCCGGCCCUCACGCUCCUCGACCUCUCCUACAAUCACAUCCACGCCAUGGCGCCCCUCGCUAGCGCCCCUGCCUGCGUGCGCGAGCUGUACCUGGCCAACAACCGCAUUGGCACGAUUGAGGCCCUCGAUGGGUUCUCGCAGCUCAGACUGCUGGAGCUGGGGUCCAACAAGAUCCGGGAGAUGGAGAAUCUCGCGCACUUGUCAGCGCUGGAGGAGUUGUGGGUGGGGCGCAAUAAGAUCAAGGAGGUGCGCGUGGCGGGGCUCACAUCGCUGGUGAAGAUCAGCGUGCAGAGCAACCGACUCACCAGCAUGCUGGGCUUUCAGGCAUGCACCCGCCUACAGGAGCUGUACCUGAGCAACAACGGCAUCGCCACCAUGGAGGGGCUGGAGGUGCUCACCAACCUGCGCAUUCUGGACCUCGCUGCCAACGCCAUCGCUCACGUGCAAGGGCUGGACACUCUCACCAAGCUGGAGGACCUGUGGCUGAACGACAACCGCAUCGAGUCCCUCACUCAGCUCAUGGCCGCCUUGGAGGGGCCCAAAGCCUCGCUCGUCACUCUCUACCUCGAGCGCAACCCGUGUGCGAAGGAAGCGGGGUACAUUGAGACGCUGGCUGCAAUGCUGCCCAAGGCAGAGGAGAUCGACUCUAAGCCCGCCAGAUGAGACGUGGUGUCUUUGAAUCACGCCUAUCUGCGCCAACCACGUUACGCCAAGAUGUCACUUGCACUUGGGUGUUGCACACCAGCAUGCUCCUUUCAGUAUCUUCUAUCCUGCCUGUCAUAACCUUUGCACUGUAAUUUGGCAUUAAUCGGUUUGAACUUGCAGGAGCCUGCAAGAGACUAUAGUCUCUGCCCGUGCUUGCGGAUCCCAGUAGGAGCCUGCACUCCAACUACCGUACCACAUCCCAUGCUAUCAAUCAUCACCGCACAGAACCACUUCUUUGCAUAUCCAUCAAUUCUGCAUUGAAUUC
Messenger RNA from Closterium sp. NIES-67, 1670 nucleotides. The record is from the annotation of a GenBank genome assembly. NCBI's taxonomy places the organism in Eukaryota, Viridiplantae, Streptophyta, Zygnematophyceae, Desmidiales, Closteriaceae.